UAAGAAGACCCAUAUAAGCACCCGUGUCGCAGGAACAAUUGGGUAUCUUGCACCUGAAUAUGCUAUGCGUGGACACCUUACAGAAAAGGCUGACGUCUUUGCAUUUGGUGUGGUGGCUCUGGAAGUCGUAAGUGGGAGGCCAAAUUCAGACUCAAGCCUGGAAGAAGAAAAGAUUUAUCUUCUCGAAUGGGCCUGGCACCUGCAUGAAAACAAUCGUGAAGCAGAACUAGUAGACUCUAGAUUAUCAGAAUUCAGUGAGGAGGAAGUAAAACGCUUAAUAGGAGUAGCUCUUUUGUGCACUCAAACUUCACCAAAUCUUCGGCCACCAAUGUCACGCGUAGUGGCUAUGCUAACUGGUGAUAUUGAAGUGAGCUCUGUAACUAACAGACCUGGAUAUUUGACUGACUGGAAAUUUGAUGACACAAGCAACUUCAUGGAUGAUAAUGGAGGCAGAGGAAUUGAUAACAGUUAUUACAGUUCAUCUACAAGUGCAAGCAUGGUGACCGACGCAGAGCAUACACAUAUAAGUGCCGCCAAACCCAUGCUUUCGGAGAUCAUUGGAGAGGGUAGAUAAAGAAACCUUCUUUUCUAUUUCCUU
This is a messenger RNA of Jatropha curcas, 598 nucleotides long. NCBI's taxonomy places the organism in Eukaryota, Viridiplantae, Streptophyta, Magnoliopsida, Malpighiales, Euphorbiaceae. The record is from RefSeq and is a predicted model, not a curated record.